UGAAGAUCGAUCAAUCCCAAUCCAGUUCUAGUCGUAUGACAACCUUACUGCGGUGGUGGUGCGGGCCAUUGGAUGAGUUGACGCAGACUCAUCUAGGACAUGUCAGUACAUGCGUCGAGGCGACUUUCUUUGUGUCGCCAGUGUGGAAACUCGGCAUUCUCCUCUGCAGCGCAGUCAUUGCAUGGCAGUCGUCGUCGGCUACCCGUCGACUACUCGGUCGACGCGGCACACUGCACCUCAUUGCUGCGGGCUUCAGUUUAUUCAUCGCAGUGAGCGGUAGUCUUUUCCUUGCUGGUCUCAAGCGGCCGUUGUAUCCGUGCCAGGUCUAUGCAGGUACACUGUGGAUCGUGGACGGCGCACACACAGCGCUGGCGGUGCUGCUCGUCCCUCACGUGUUGCGUUCAUGUUGCUACUUGUUAUCGUUGGACCUGGUCACUCGCAGUGUGGUCUUCGUCAACAUGGCUAGCCACAAGCCGUUGUCACUGACGGACGUGGCACUCAUCGCCGACACGAUCUUUCUCGUUGUGCGAGUCGUGUUGGCAUUCGUAGCCCAUCGCCGGCACUCGAACUCCACACGUCGUCCCCAUGUUCUUGAAGCGGAUGCAUCGUACCUCUCCCAGCUCUUGUUUCUCUGGAUUUGGCCUCUUCUGAGCCGUGGCUACGCGCAACAGUCCAUCACGACAAAGGACCUGCCGCCCCUGCACCCCACAGACGGCACCGCCACCCUCGUCGCCGCCUUCCGCCGGCACUGGGCCCAGUUUCCUGCCCACAGUCUGCCCCGUCACCUCCACGCGGUGUGCUGGCGCACGUUUUACCACUCGGCCGCGCUCAUGCUCGUGGUCACGGCGACCAACGUUGCCAACCCGCUGCUCUUGCAUGGUCUUCUCCAGGCAUUGACGUCGCCGUCGGUGGACGCAGGGCACGCCGCCGGCCUCGCCGCCCUCUGGUGCGUCGCCCUGGUCGUGAAUUGCGUAUUUGUGCAUCAAUUCUGGUCGGUCGCGGUGCGUUGUGGCAUGCACACACGGUCAAUCCUGCAGCAGUUUGUGUUUGAAAAGGCGUUAACCGUGUCGCACAUCGCCGGCCACGUCCACGCCCUCUUGGCCGUGGACGCGACGCGCAUCUGCGACAACUACGUCGUGUGCUUUGUCCACUGGGACACGUGGAGCGCCGUGGUAACUCUAAGCGUGUGCGUGUGCUUCCUCUUCGACCUGCUGUCGUACUCGGCGUUGGUGUGGCUCAUCGUCACGCUGCUGUACGCCCCCUGUGCCGCCUUCUUUGGCCGACGUAUCCAAAUCCACAGCGCCGCGCACCAGCACCGUCGGGACGCCCGGACGUCCGUCUUCACGCAGAUGCUUCGCGGGGUGCUCACGAUGAAAGCCAACGCGUACGACGCGUGGUGCGAGGGCCGACUGGACGCCGCCCGACGCCGCGAGCUGGAGGCGCUCCAGUGGAAGGCCAUUCACGGUACGUUCAACACGAGCGUGCUGGUCGUAGCCCAAGUCAUCGCGCCCAUGGCCUCGUUCGUCGUGUUUGUGCAUGUCCAAGGCGGCCGUUUGGACGCUGCAACAGCGUUUUCCGCCCUCGCGUGGUUCAGCACGGCCGCCAGUCCGUUGCUGCGCCUCCCCAAGGGACUCACGACCGUCGUCGACGCGACAGUGUCACUGAAUCGACUGGAAGCGUUCUUUCGGAGCAGCGAACGGCGGGAUGGGCUAGCAUCUCGCCCUUCGUCAAGUGUCGUGUCCACCCAUUUGUACCACGCGAUUGAACUCAAGAGCGUCACGUGUAGCUGGAAUGUGACGACGUUCAACACGGAAGAUGGUCACGAUGGUGACAAUGCCAACAAUCACCAGGUCCAACGCCGACAGUUGUUUGCCGAGUUGACGCUGGUCGUGCCCAAAGGACAGUUUGUCGUGUGCUGUGGCCCCGUCGGGUGCGGCAAGUCGUCGUUCCUCGACUUGUGUGUGCAAAUGCUCCCCGUUUCUGCUGGCCAAGUGCUCGUGCACGGCACCGUGGCGUACUGUCCACAGACGCCAUGGAUUCAAAACACGUCUGUACGAGACAACAUCCUGUUUGGCUUACCCAUGGAUCGCAUGUGGUACAAGAUGACAUUGCACAUGUGUGCAUUAGACGACGACCUGGCGCUAUGGCCACAUGGAGAUGCGACCGUCGCUGGCGACCAGGGAGGUGCCUUGUCUGGUGGACAGAAGCACCGCGUUGCUCUCGCCCGAGCCAUCUACUCCCGUCGCAAUAUUUUACUCCUCGACGACGUGCUCGCGAGUUUGGACUCGCAUGUCGGCGAUCACAUCUUUACGCGGUGCCUUUGCAGCCCCGCCUUGAUGUACAUGACCAAGGUCGUGGUGACCAACCAGCCGGCGUUCAUCGCGCACGCGGCCGUCGAUCGCGUCUUGUGCUUCGAACAUGCCAAUGAUUCUGCCAUGCGCGGUGAAUUUACAGUGCAGUCGCUGGCUCCGUCCGUGUUCAAACGAUCGGAGGGCGCGUCGAUCGAUUCCACGGCAGCUACGGAACCACCAAGUACCGGAAAACGGCAUCGCAGAAACAGCACAUUGCCUCUACUCGCAGAGCGACUCGGUGAGAGCAGCCCCGACGACAGCAAGACGAGGGAGGUCGUGGUCCGCAACGCCCCCCACGAGCCUGCCGUCCCCGAAACAUCGCGACAAGGCGCCCUGGAUCUGCGCAUCUUGAUGCUGUACGUCAAGUCGCUGGGGUCUCCGUGUGCGGUGGCGGGCUGCGGCUUUUUGUUUGCGGUGGAGCAUGGGUUGGUGUUGGGUGGGGCGUACUGUCUGGGCCAGUGGAGCCACAGCAGCGACGACGACAUGUCGUCCUCCAAAGCAACUUCGUUUCAAACGCUGUUCAUUGUGCUCGGCCUCGUCCAAGCUUGUACAUCGGUCGUCCGGAAGGUGCUGUUCGUGGUCCUGUCGCUGGCCGCGUCUGCGUCCGUCCACAUGUCCGUCGUCAGGGCGCUGGUUCGCGCCAGCAUGCGCUUCUUCGACACCACCUCCCCCGGCGUCAUCCUCAAUCGAUGCAUCACAGACGUUGCAUCUGUAGACGAGACCAUUCCGUACGUCGUGUCCAGUUUCUUGGCCAACGGACUGGACAUUGUCAUGUCGUUCGUGGCCGUGGCGGCGACCGCGCCGCUCGUCCUCGCCGUCGUCCUUCUGCUCGUGUACCCGUACAUGUACCUGUACAAGUUGUACCGGUGGCCGGCGCGCGAUCUGAAGCGGCUGCAAAGCGCCGCGCGGUCGCCGAUCUUAUCCCAUUUCAACGAAGUGUCGCAGGGCGUGAACACUGUCGCAGCAUUCGACGCCGCCGCCGCCGUCUCCGCCACGUCCAUGCGCGUCAUUGAUGCGUCCGUGCAGGCGUACUGGCCGAGCCUCGUGGCCAACCAGUGGGUCACGUUGUGGCUUGAACUGCUCGGCAUUGGAAUCGUCGCGGCGGCGGCGGCGGCCUGCGUGUGGCUUCGAGCGACGGAUCAGCUGCAUGCGUCGGGGGUGGGGGUCGUCUUGACGUACGCGGCGCAGCUGCCGGGUCGCAUGGGGUGGAUGCUCAAGAUGCUAGCCGCCAUCGAAGUCGAGUGUGUGGCGCUGGAGAGGCUGGAUGAGCUGACGAUCCAAGCCGAGUUUUACAAGGAGGACCCACCAGAGUCUGGACGCUUGGACCGUGAAGCCAACGUGAGGUUUGGCGACGGCACAUUGCACUUCCACCACGUGUCCAUGUCGUACGGCGGCCACGUCGUGCUUCGAGAUAUCCAUGUGGACAUCCCCACACAUGCCAAGGUCGCGGUGGUCGGGCGGACGGGCGCGGGGAAAUCGUCCCUCGUUCGCGCCUUGCUGGGGCUAUAUCCUAUCCACGGGUCGAUUCAAUUGGGCACUGUGGCCUUGUCUUCCCUGUCCACGACCACGUUGCGACGACAUGUGUUGGGAUUUAUCCCACAGGACGCCGUGCUGCUUGGGCAAACGUUGUGGGAAGGGUUGGUCGGGGAUGUUGCCCAAUCCAAGGCACACGUGACUCAAGUGUUGAGCCAAGUGGGGAUGCUCGAUGCUGUCGACCAACUCCAGAACGGUCUCGACACCCCCUUGACUGACGUGGCAUUCAGCGGGGGCGAGCUGCAGCUGCUGUGUGUCGCCCGCGCGCUACUACGACAUGGGCAUGUCCUCAUUUGCGACGAAGCCACGGCCUACAUGGAUGCCGAAACCGACGGCGCGAUCCACCGCCUCCUCUUUGCGUUGCCGCGCACCGUGCUGACCAUCUGCCAUCGUGUGCACCACUUGAUGGAGUACGACGUCGUGCUCGUGUUGGACAAGGGGCGGCUCGUGGAGGCCGGGCCGCCGCACGAACUGCUGGCGGCAUACCCCAACGGGAUGUUUGCGUCGUUAGUAGAUACUUCAAGUAGAGUCGCGUCAUAAUAUAUUACACGGAUAAGGAGAGGGUGUCUAGAUAUCGUCGUCGAGUAGGCGAAGGGAGUCGGAGACUUCGUGCAAACCGCCGUCCGUGGCAUCAUCGUCGUCGACGUCGGACAUGGACAGCAUCAAGGACGAGGGUCUCGCGGGCGGCGGGGAUUCGUCGGAAGAAGGGGGCAGGUGGUUGGUUUGCGCGUGCUUCUCCUGUCGCCGCUUGUCGUGCAGUAACAACCGUUGCACAUGCCGCACACUCACUCCAUGCAGUCCAAGGUGCUCGAUGAUUUCGCGAGCGAAGAGCUUUUUCGUCCAUCCGACGUCAAGGAUCUGUUCCUCGAUCUGCGCACUCAACUUUCGCGGCCGGCCCUGGCGCUUAGCGCUGCCGUACGUGUCUGGGCUGGCCAAGAACGUUCGCACCACGCUCUUGCCACGCCCAGUCGCUUCAGAGAUCUACAAUCAUGAUACCCAUUGUUUUCUACGUCAAAUGAACCUCUUUCUGGGUCUGUCCGCUUUGAUGCAUCGCCAGCAUCGUCGCUUGCUCCGCCGCGGACAAGUGCCGCCCUCGUGGCAUGAGCCUCUUUAACGAGGUG
Aphanomyces astaci is the source of this 5005-nucleotide messenger RNA. RefSeq lists its product as hypothetical. Gene Ontology annotation, cellular component: membrane. Gene Ontology annotation, molecular function: ATP binding; ATP hydrolysis activity; ABC-type transporter activity. The transcript is spliced from 6 exons. Gene Ontology annotation, biological process: transmembrane transport. The coding region runs from base 36 to 4424 and encodes 1462 amino acids. NCBI's taxonomy places the organism in Eukaryota, Oomycota, Saprolegniomycetes, Saprolegniales, Verrucalvaceae. The record is from RefSeq and is a predicted model, not a curated record.